Messenger RNA from Leptidea sinapis, 2874 nucleotides. RefSeq lists its product as uncharacterized. Lineage: Eukaryota; Metazoa; Arthropoda; Insecta; Lepidoptera; Pieridae. The coding region runs from base 618 to 2690 and encodes 690 amino acids. The record is from RefSeq and is a predicted model, not a curated record. The transcript has 2 exons. Gene Ontology annotation, molecular function: RNA-DNA hybrid ribonuclease activity; nucleic acid binding.
UCGUCAUUCGACAGUACCUAGAAGCUAGGGAGAAAUAUGAGUCUGCCGCGCAAGCGGCGCAGACCCAUAGCUGGAAGGAGUACUGUACCGCGCAAACAGGCGAAAGCCUGUGGGACGGAAUCUACAGAGUCCUCCGUCAAAGCUCGAAAAAGCAAGAAGACAAACUUCUUGUGAGAGACGGAGUGACUCUUGAUCCCAAGCAAAGUGCAGAACUCCUUGCAGCUACGUUCUUCCCGGACGACAGGCUGGAGGAUGACACUCCCGUACAUUCUGCAAUAAGGAGGGGAGCGGACCGUCCGCUGUGCGAGUUAGCCUGUGCAGCGGAUGAUCCGCCCUUCACCAUUGCGGAACUCAGGGAGGCGGUUCAUGACUUCAGUGCUCGCAAAGCUCCUGGAUCGGAUGCGUUUACGGCAGACAUCAGUGCAAAAAGCAUUGAGGCAGAUGAACGGCUCUUCCUAGAGAUAGCCAACAGGUGCCUCGCUGUGGGAUACUUCCCGAAGCCCUGGAAGCGUGCGGCAGUCGUGACACUUCCCAAACCGGGGAAAUCCGACUACCAUCAUCCAAAGUCUUACCGUCCGAUUGGACUUUUGUCAGUCCACGGUAAGACUUUGGAAAAGAUGAUGGUACGCCGGAUAAAGUGGCACGUACUGCCGACGAUUAACCCGGGCCAAUUCGGUUUUAUGCCACAGCGGAGCACUGAAGAUGCCCUCUUUGCCUUGAUCGAGCACAUCAGAGCUGAGGUCAGGGCAAAGAGGGUAGUAUUGAUGGUGUCUCUAGACAUAGAGGGGGCAUUCGACAGCGCCUGGUGGCCAGCUAUUAAACACCAGCUGGCAGCCAGGAAAUGCCCCCGAAAUCUGUACUCCACCGUGUGCAGUUACCUCAAUGACCGCGAGGUCAUUAUUCGUUAUGCGGGCGCCGAGUGCGUGAGGCCCACAACCAAGGGGUGCGUUCAGGGAUCGAUUGGGGGGCCCAUAUUCUGGAACCUCCUGAUUGAUCCGUUGCUGGGCGCCCUCGAGGAAGAGGGCCUACGCGUGCAAGCCUUCGCCGACGACGUAGUGCUCGUCUUCUCGGGCUCCUCUCCGGAGACUAUCGCGCGGACCGCUAACUCCGUCCUCCGGCGGGUCUACGACUGGGGCUUGGACAACAAGCUGCGAUUUGCUCCACACAAGACCAACGCCAUGGUGAUUACCAAGAAACUGAAAGUAACACCUAUUCAGAUCACCAUGGGCGGCGAAAGUAUAAAGAUGGUCACAGAAACCAAGAUCCUGGGUCUUAUUAUUGACCACAGGUUGUCCUUUAAGCCGCACGUCGCUGACGUUUGCCGGAAGGCAACGGCCAUUUAUGGCCAAUUGUCAAGGGCGGCUAAGACAACCUGGGGCCUGAACCCAGAGGUGGUGAGGACCAUCUACAUCGCCGCUGUGGAGCCAAUCGUACUCUACGCUUCAAGCGUCUGGGUCCCAGCCGUAGAUCAAGUCGGAGUGCGGAAGUUGCUGGACGCAGUUCAGCGAGGGUUCGCGCGGAAGAUCAGCCGGACCUACAAAACCGCCAGUUUGAGUGCGGCACUGAUCCUGUCAGGUAUCUUGCCACUCGACCUGAGAAUCCGAGAGGCAGCAGAAUUGUACCGAUAUAAAAGGGGUGAGGACAUUGAUGGUAUGGCAGACAGGAAGGCUGAACAGCGGGUUAGCUUCCUGGAUGCUCCCCAUCCAGCCCUCGCUCCUGAGGUAGAGUUCUGUUGUCUCGAGGAAACACAGGCCGAAACCGACGCGGUAGAGGUGCAGGAUGACUCAGGAGAGGGAGAGGGUUACCUGCAAGUCUACACCGACGGAAGCAAGAUACAGGGCAGGGUUGGAGCCGGAAUAUCAUACAGGCGGCGAGGCAUGGAAGUCAGAGCAAGAAAACUCAAGUUAGAGGAUUAUUGCUCUGUCUUCCAAGCCGAAAUGUGCGCAAUUUCGAAGGCUAUCGAGGACAUCUUGAAGAUGCCCGACAUGAGGGUCGAGAUUCUUAGCGACUCCAGGUCGUCGCUGGAGCUGCUAAGGGAUCGAUCUUCAUUUAACCCGAUAGCCUUUGAAAUUAAAAACCUUAUCCGGCGGGCUCGAAAUAUGGGUAAAACCAUUCGGUUCCGCUGGGUUCGGGCACAUGUAGGUAUAGAGGGGAAUGAGAGGGCUGAUCACUUGGCGAAGGACGCGGCGCUCCACUCGAAAUUGAGGGCUGCAUACGAUGGAGUACCGAUUUCAACUCUCCGCCGCAAAAUUAGAACCAGGACCCUCGGCGUCUGGCAGGAACGCUACACCGCGGGUGAAACUGCAAGUGUUACAAAAGCGUUUCUGCCAGACGUCGUGGCGUCUUACAAGUUGGUCAGGGAGGAACCUUUCUCCGCCUUGAUGGCCCAAAUCAUCUCGGGCCAUGGCGGCUUCUCGGCGUAUCUCCACCGGUUCGGCCUGAAGGAUAGCCCAGUGUGCAUAUGCGACGGUCGAACAGACGAAAGCGCAUUGCACCUGGUGCUCGACUGCCCCAGGUUUGGCCGGUGGAGAUGCGACCUUGAGAUAGAAUGUGGCAUGGCCGUUGUGGAGACCAACCUGCCAACCUUUGUCGCAAAGCCGUUGAGAAGGCAUUUUGAAAAAUACUGCCACAGAAUUUUAGCCGAUGUAUUGCCGCGGAACGGCAGCAAUAUUAAAGUCAAACUUAAAUAAAUUUGUAUCAAUUGUAAUUAAAUAGUUAGGUGAAACAAUAGUUAAUAUGGUAGUUUAUAAAUGUUUAGUUAAUAUAUAAAUAGUAGUAGUUAAUGUAUAUAAAGGUUCCCUAUUUAAAUUAUAGGGCCCUUAUACAACCCAUAGAAUUUAAGUAAAGCGCCUAAUUGUAAGUAGAAAAUUUUUG